Molecule: messenger RNA, 813 nt
Organism: Manihot esculenta (cassava)
Lineage: Eukaryota; Viridiplantae; Streptophyta; Magnoliopsida; Malpighiales; Euphorbiaceae
Product: histone H2A
Exons: 2
Coding region: 185-634 (149 amino acids)
Cellular component (GO): nucleosome
Molecular function (GO): structural constituent of chromatin; protein heterodimerization activity; DNA binding
Source: RefSeq, a predicted model, not a curated record
UACCGUCGAUCAGAGUGCAAUCCAACGGUAUUCUUUCUCUCAUCCUUCGCUUCCCAGACGCCCAUGUCCAGACAACGGGCUAUAAAACCGUGCCACAACAUAACCCCAAUCCAUCUUUUACACUGAAACCUGACCGGUGAUUCUUUAAUCAUUGUUCUUAAACGGGUCAGAUCUUUAUCGGCAGAUGGAGACUGGAGGAAAAGUGAAGAAGGGAGCCGGAGGGAGGAAAGGCGGAGGUCCGAAGAAGAAGCCCGUUUCUAGGUCGGUCAAAGCAGGUCUGCAGUUUCCCGUUGGGAGAAUCGGCCGGUACUUGAAGAAAGGGAGAUAUUCACAGCGUGUAGGAACUGGUGCUCCGGUUUACUUGGCCGCUGUUCUCGAGUACCUAGCAGCUGAGGUGCUGGAAUUGGCUGGAAAUGCAGCAAGAGACAACAAGAAGAACAGAAUAAUACCAAGGCAUGUUUUGCUUGCUGUGAGAAAUGAUGAAGAGCUUGGAAAGUUGCUUGCUGGUGUGACCAUUGCUCAUGGAGGUGUCCUUCCAAAUAUCAACCCUGUUCUGUUGCCCAAAAAGAGUGAUAAAGCUGCAAAGGAACCAAAGUCUCCCUCUAAGGCCACCAAGUCCCCCAAGAAGGCUUAAGCCUUUAUACCUCACUCAAAGCCAAUCUGGGUGCCUCAACUCUUCUGCUCUUGCUGUAUGUAAUUUUGUUGUAGGGGAAACUUGUCUGAAACAUUGUGUAGUUCCUUUGAUCAUUGUAAUACCAUGUUAGGAUUGACAUUUUAGAUUAAUGGAAUGAAACAACUAAAUUAUGUUCUUUA